Molecule: messenger RNA, 294 nt
Organism: Lithohypha guttulata
Lineage: Eukaryota; Fungi; Ascomycota; Eurotiomycetes; Chaetothyriales; Trichomeriaceae
Exons: 1
Coding region: 1-294 (97 amino acids)
Source: RefSeq, a predicted model, not a curated record
AUGUACGCACUGGCUGAUAAAUAUGAGAUAGACGACUUGAAAGCUCAGGCGAAACAGAAGUUCGAGGAAGCGGUGGUCCAGGACUGGGACAGUCAAGCAUUCGCGUACGCAGCUGAGCUGGUCUUCAGUACCACCCCGAACUCUGAUCGAGGUCUGCGCACGGUUGUGACCAAGACAAUCAACAUACAUCGUGAAUUAGUCAACUACGAAGAGGUGCAACGACUUCUUGAUUCUGGAAACGGGAUGGCUUGGGCACUCAUACAGGUUCUUCUAGGUGAUCAUAUCGAUGACUGA